AUGAACGAGUGCGCCGGCUGCGCUCAACCAAUUCUUGACAGUCUGAUAAAAAUGAAGUUGAAAUUCAGGUAUGUAUUCAAUGUGGUCGGUAAGUCGUGGCACCAAGCAUGUUUACGCUGCUCUGACUGUCUAUCGCCGAUGACCGAAACAUGCUUCAGUCGCGACGGGUUGAUUCUGUGUAAAAGCGAUUUCGCCAGACGUUAUGGCCAGCGCUGUGCAGGUUGCGAUGGUGCGUUGGAGAAGGAAGACUUAGUUCGGAAGGCCCGUGAUAAAGUGUUUCACAUUCAAUGCUUCCAGUGUUCUGUCUGUCAGAGGCGGUUGGACACUGGGGAACAGUUGUACAUUCUGGAGGGCAACCGAUUCGUCUGUCAGCAGGACUUUCAAAAUGCCACCAAAAGCUCGACUCCCUCAUCGACAUCGAAUCGACCAGUUUCUGCCAGUUCUGGAUGUAAUUCCGACGCUGAAGAAGAAAAUGUGGACGGGGCAGAAGACGUGCCUGUCGACGAGACCGAAGGCGGCGACGGCGAGGGAAAGGACGAUGCGGCGGCUGCGAAGCGACGAGGACCGCGGACGACCAUCAAAGCCAAGCAGUUGGAGACAUUGAAAAAUGCGUUUGCUUCGACGCCAAAACCGACACGGCACAUUCGAGAACAGUUAGCGCAGGAAACUGGACUCAAUAUGAGGGUCAUUCAGGUCUGGUUCCAAAACCGUCGAAGUAAAGAGCGGCGCAUGAAACAGUUACGAUUCGGGGGUUUUCGUCCAACGCGGCGGAGUCGAGGUGGUCGUGACGAUCUGUGUCAGGAUAUGUUCCAAAAUGAGGGGCCGCCGCCCGGAUUCUUCAAUCAACAUCCAAUCAACUUUUUCUGCGAUCCAUAUGGUGAACGAGGUCCGUUGCCACCACUGCCGGCUUUCCCUGUGACCACUGACACACCUCAUCCUUUGGUGCACGAUGGCUUCGGUGAGCGAACUUCUCCGAUGACGGCCUCUGGCGGUGGCAGCGGUGUGGUCAGCUCAAUCCCAACAUCCCUUCUUCCCACCGACUUUGAUCCGGAAAUGGGCGGCUACCAGCCGUUGCCGUCGAUGUACUCCACGGAAUUGAAAGUGCAUCCAAUGGCUGGCUGGUAG
Messenger RNA from Haemonchus placei, 1125 nucleotides. The record is from the annotation of a GenBank genome assembly. Lineage: Eukaryota; Metazoa; Nematoda; Chromadorea; Rhabditida; Trichostrongylidae.